AUGGCUGCACCACUCGCCUCACUGUCCUCGCAAGAGUAUGCGCGGGUAGAAGACUACCUAAACGAUAAGCUACAGUCUGAUGAGGAUCUCGACAGCUUGGAUUCCCUGCUCCAGACGCUCCGAACACAGCAUGAAUUGCAACGCAGACAACUCGUUGAGGCGCAAGAAGCACUUGAAGAAGCCACAAAAGCUUCGAACGACCACCGCGAUGCCGUACGAAAGCAAGUCGAAACGUUCAACCAAGAGCAGGCAGAAAUCGACCGGCGCCUCAUGAUCAUCACUCAGUCCGAAACGAGCGAUGACGCCGUGCGCAUAUUCGAAUCGAGCAUGCAGAAGCUCCAGCGACUUGAUGUCGCGAAGGGAUAUUUUUCACAAUUGCAAGAGAUCGAAACAUUGAGCAAGAGUGCAUUAGAACAUAUGAAUAGCGAUCCAACGUCAGCGAUACCUCUAUAUAAAGCCCUUCGAAAUAUCUCUAGGUCGUUACAAGCAGCACAAGUCGCUGCGGAGGGUGCUGCUCCUCACCUCGUUGACCACGCCGAGCAGCUUGCGAAUUCAGUCAAAGAGCAGCUGCAGGAUCGAUUUAGUAGUCAAUUACAGGAGGCACUCGAUAAAUUGAAAUGGCCGAGCAGGGAACUGGUACUUAACGAGGCUUUCGUGCAAGAAUGGGUAACAAGUGUUGACUUGUUGCUUGACUUACAAGAACCUGACCUAAAAUCCUACUCGGAAUCUUCAUCCUUUCGGAGCGCAGACAUCCAAGUGCUAUUGCCACUAGAAAUUAUGAUGCAUCCCUUAGAGCUCCGCUUCAAGUAUCACUUCAGCGGUGCUAAGCCUACAAAUAGGCUAGAUAAGCCGGAAUACUUCCUGUCCCACAUUUCUGACCUGAUAAGUACCUAUAACGGUUUCUUCACGACAUAUCUACAACCUGUACUAGAUCGAAGAGCCGACAUCGUGGAUGAAGAACUAAGAAGCCAUUUUCUAAGUGCAACGAAUGCGUUUAUCACAUCUCUUCUUCCAAUGGUCAGGCGGAAAAUUGACACUUUCAUACCACAAGUGGAGACAAGUCCUCAAUUACUGAGUCACUUUGUACACGAACUUAUGAAAUUCGAUGAUGAUCUACGACAAACGUGGAAUUACCUUCCUAAUCCCUAUUCAGCCGAAAACUGGAAAGGUCUGACAUCGGAAAUUCUUGGCCAGCAAAAUUGGUUCGAACGAUGGCUCCAGGUUGAGAAGGAGUUUGCUUUGUCUCGAUACAAGGAUAUUAUUGAUACGCCAGAGAGCGGGCAAAUUGACUAUGAUGGUGUUGACGCUAAUGUCACAAAACCGACGAGUGCUGCCAUUAGGGUUAAUGACCUCCUUGAAACCGUUACGGAUCUGUACAGACCACUGUCAUCUUUCAGCCAGAAACUCCGAUUCUUGAUCGACAUUCAAAUCACCAUAUUCGACCAGUUCCACGAACGUCUGCGCUCUGGAUUAGAGGCCUAUCUUGCAAUGACAUCCGCCAUUGGCCGCACGGUACAAGGUAAUGAUCAAGGCACUCUCGAAGGAGUGGCCGGACUUGAUCGGCUCUGUCGAAUUUUCGGGAGUGCGGAGUAUCUAGAGAAGAAAAUGCAAGACUGGAGUGACGAUGUGUUCUUUCUUGACUUAUGGUAUGAGCUUCAAGAUCGGGUCCGACGAAAGCACGGCGAUGGAAAGAAUGUUGUCGGCCCAAUGUCAGUCGCGGAAGUGGCUCAGAGGACCUCUCAGGCGGUUGCCGAGGCCGGUCAAGGACGAAGCUCCGAGGGUGCAUUAUUCGACGAAACAGCAUCAGCGUAUCGCCGCCUCAGACUACGCUCCGAAAGCAUCAUAGUAUCCACAUUCUCUUCUGAAGUUCAAUCGUCUCUCAGACACUACUCUCGGGUAUCAAUGUGGUCUUCACUCUCUGCACCUUCGGCAAGCUUUCCUCACCCCCUUACCUCCGAGCUUACCCCUACACUUCGCAUCAUAUCCUCAAAUCUCUCUUUCCUUGCCCGCGUCCUAGGUACAGCACCUUUGAGGAGGAUAAAUAGGCAAGUCCUUUUGGCCCUGCAAAGUUAUAUAUUGGAUAAUGUCAUCUCGCGUCAUUCUUUCUCUGCCGCUGGCGUAUCUCAGCUUAUGAGUGAUAUUGAUCAUCUAUGUGGAGUAAUCGACAGUGCUCUUGGACACCACUCUUCGUCAGCGGCUUAUCAAGGGGAAGCCGGUCGAGUCAUGCGAAAACUUAGCGAAAGUUUAGUGCUACUGGGUCUCAGGAUCAAACCCCAGAGUACCAAAUCAGAUGAAAAUAAUGAGACCUAUGGGGUUGAAUUAGGGCUAUGGGAAGUCGAAAGGAGAUUGUUCGCAAACAAUGAAAGCGCUCGCGAAGUCUUAAGUGAGCUAGAGAUUGAGACCCUGACUGAGGCAGAAGCGAGAGCAAUCUUGGAAAAGCGAGUUGAAAUCCGCAGCUGA
Talaromyces amestolkiae is the source of this 2460-nucleotide messenger RNA. RefSeq lists its product as uncharacterized. The coding region runs from base 1 to 2460 and encodes 819 amino acids. Gene Ontology annotation, biological process: retrograde vesicle-mediated transport, Golgi to endoplasmic reticulum; endoplasmic reticulum to Golgi vesicle-mediated transport; regulation of ER to Golgi vesicle-mediated transport. NCBI's taxonomy places the organism in Eukaryota, Fungi, Ascomycota, Eurotiomycetes, Eurotiales, Trichocomaceae. The record is from RefSeq and is a predicted model, not a curated record. Gene Ontology annotation, cellular component: Dsl1/NZR complex. The transcript has 5 exons.